Molecule: messenger RNA, 9680 nt
Organism: Bombyx mori (domestic silkworm)
Lineage: Eukaryota; Metazoa; Arthropoda; Insecta; Lepidoptera; Bombycidae
Gene: SWIP
Product: WASH complex subunit 4
Exons: 5
Coding region: 1-3282 (1093 amino acids)
Biological process (GO): endosome organization; endosomal transport
Cellular component (GO): WASH complex; endosome
Source: RefSeq, a predicted model, not a curated record
AUGAAAAGUGAUUUCGAGAAAGAAAGUACAAGCAAUAUUUUAAAAAAAUAUGGCAUAUUUUUCAAGAUGCAGUAUCAGGUUUUGGCAUUCAAUUGCAAUAAUGAAAUACUAGAUGAUAAUAAAACAUUUUUGCCGAUUCAAUUACUCAUGAGUCCACACGAGCUCGUACCAAUUACUGAGUUAGUAGUAUCGGAUAACACAUUUAUGACUAAAGUUUUGAGUGUGUUUACUUCCUUAUGUGUUGAAGUAAAUAACUUGAAAGAGGAAGCCUUUGAAAAGUAUUUUAUCUACUUGGCUGCUUAUGAAAAAUAUGAAACAGAAGAUGUGAGUUCCCAGAUGGAAAUGAUAUGCUUACUCUGCGCAUUUAUCAUUCGAUGUGAUGAAACUUUAAGAAACAUGUGCAACCAAGUUUUUGCUUUGUUUUCCGAUGGAACUGUUAAUCUCAAUUGCAUUCAACUACACUAUAUCAUCAACCACAUUGGAGAGAUAUUUACUAUUCUUGUCUUACUUGAAAUACUGAUAGCCAAUACUUCAAUGCCCACAAAUUGGAAUAAAUUUUGCAAAACAUUAAAAACAUACCAUAACAAGAACUCGGCAGCUUUAGAUAUUACUGAAGAGAAAUUUAAUGCAAUGAUGGGGGCUAUUAAUAACAUCACAGUCAAAAUAAUGAAUGAUGAUAUUGUACAAAAAUCAUUACAAAGUGUAUCACUAUUGAGAAAGAACUUGAUUGACAAGAAUUGUUCUAUGAUAGCAACAGAGUUUUCACACUACCUUAAACAGGGAAUUAUAAAUUUGGACAAACUUGUACAGGAACAACCCAAUGUUCGAAAUAUGUACAAAUGUAUUAAAAUUAAUAGUUUAUUUGUAUUGUCUUCACAAUUGUUUGGUAAUGUAGACAAGAAGAUAUUUAAGUCAUUAGUGGAAUUGAACACAAAGGCACACAGUGUUCAUGUGAUUGGAACAACUAUGUGGUAUCCUGAGCAAUUUCUACAGAAACAUGCCCCUGCACUUUGUGCAAAACAGGAAAAAUUAUCACAAACUAUGUUGAAAACACGGCAAUCGUAUAUCAAUAUGAAAAAAACUAGCCUAUCUCGUGAUAUAAUUAAUCUUCAAAUAGUAUGUGGUCAAUGGGUGUUAAAUAUUGAAGAUUUCUUUUCUGCUGAUCAUCAUAGGCUUAGUGCUGCUGAAAUGAAUUUACAUUCCAGAACUCUUUUAAAUGGCUUGGACCUAGCAUCCAGAAUCAAUCAUGAAGUUUUGACAUUGAUAAAUUUACAUCUUUCCCUUGGGAUACCUCUUCCAAAGAGUAUGUUAAUGUUGGUAUUUGAGAUAAUCAAUAUUUUAAAAUCAAUGCUGAAUGCAAUAUCACGGCAUAGAAGCCAAAUAAUUUUAUCUAUCAAUAUGGUCAUUCAACAUUUUGUAUUCCAAGCAACAUCAACAAUAUUAGAAGUAAAGAAAUUAUUAGUUUCAGACAAGAAUUUCGCAAAUAAAAGAUUGGAUGAACUUACAUGCAUCGUUAUUGCAGAAAAAGCACUUCGUGGCGUAGCUACAAUUGAACGAAAUGUAGUAGCUAACACAGCACUGAGCUUUAUACCUGAAAGUACUUAUUUAGAAGACAGCUAUGUAAAGCUUGGUUUGUUGUUAGAGAAUGUUCAAACAUUGACAAACUUGAUGAAAUCAAUGGAAAGUUUUUGCAAUUGCUCUUGGCUGUUCUGGCAUCAGAACAUAUUUCCAAUUUACUUUGAUCAAAACUUUUCUAUGCAAUUGAGUACUUUAAAAUUAAAAUACUUCUUAAUGGCCUUAGAAGACUGUACGGUGCUAUUACAUAAAACAGAUAAAUUAUUUGAUAGUAAUAUAAAAGAAGAUUUUAUGGAAACAGUUAAAAAGUACAUGGAACAAAAAUUUAUCAAAGGUGCAAGUCAGAAUAUUGAAACAAAUUUACGAUUGCAUAUACAUUCACAUCUUCAACUUGAUGUAAUCAAUCCAUUUACUUUUGAAAUGGUAAAAAAAUUGCUUCUAGCAAUUAAUACUUUUAGAGUUCAGUACAUUUACAUGUGUGUUGUGCCAUCAGUUGAACACUAUCUUUCAACAAUGUUCUACAACCUAACUACCGUUGUAUUAUCAGAUUGGAAAACUUAUGGUGAAAUGAGACAAAUGGCGAGACUAAAAUUCAAUUUAAAAACGGUUCAAGAUAAUCUCCCAACUCAGACUCUGGAGCAGGGCCUAGAUAUACUAGAGAUUAUGCGCAACAUUCAUAUAUUCGUUUCGAAGUAUCUUUACAAUCUAAACAAUCAAAUAUUUAUUGAAAGAAGCAGCAACAAUAAACACUUGAGCUCAAUUAACAUUCGACAUGUCGCCAAUUCUAUACGGACUCAUGGUACUGGGAUAAUGAACACAACAGUGAAUUUUACAUACCAGUUUUUAAAAAAGAAGUUCUUUACAUUUUCUCAGUUCAUGUAUGAUGAACAUAUAAAAUCCAGGUUAAUUAAAGAUCUUAGAAUCUUCAAAGAAACCACUGAUGGAAACUACAGCUACAUGUAUCCAUUUAAAAAUGCAGAAAGAUUUAACAAGGGUAUAAAGGUGUUGGGACUUUCAGAGGAUGGACAGAGUUACUUAGAUCUGUUUCGAGAUCUUAUUAGUCAAAUUGGAAACGCCAUGGGAUAUGUUAGGAUGAUUAGGUCAGGCGGCCGACAUUGCUGUUCGGAUGCGACUGUUUUCCUGCCAAAUCUGGAAGAUGUUGUUAAUUUCAAAGAACUAUGCCAAAAAGAGGCUCUUGGGCCCCAGACUGUUCAAUCAGCGGAAAUUCUAGAUCAGAACACAAACGACCUUAUUUCCAACUUUAUUCAAGGAACUGAAUAUUUCAAGCUGCUGGUAGACGUGUUCUCACCCGUUUUCCGAAAUCCUAAGAAUGUUCAUUUGAAGAAUUUUUAUAUUAUUGUUCCUCCAUUGACACUUAAUUUUGUGGAACAUCUAAUCUUGUCGAAAGAUAAAAUGUCGAAAAAGAAUAAAAUAGGAGCUGCUUUUACUGAUGAUGGUUUUGCUAUGGGAAUUGCUUACAUACUGAAAUUACUAGAUCAGGAUUCUAAUUUUGAAUCUCUACACUGGUUUGAAUCAGUAUGGAAACACAUUGAUGACGAAAGAAAGUUACUAGAAGAACAGAAAAACAAAGGAACCAUUCAAUUACAACAAGCCUUAGCAUUGACCGAGAAGAAAAUAAAAACAUUAGAAGAAGAGUACAAACUCCUCUAUUACAGUCUUACAAGUGCCAGAAUAUUUUUUCGUUAAAUUAUUUAAAGUCGGCGAUGAGUGUUGAAGUCUACUCUAUUUAAACUAUUAAUAGGCAUAUGCUGGGUUAAGUCCGGACGAAAUCGUAAGCACUAUAGCUGAGACGGCUUACCUGAAGCGUUCGUUUGGAGAUCCACGCUGCACCAUCUUGACAAUAGGGAUUCAAACAAAUGUUGCUGAUUUUGAUUGAAAAGUGUUGUCAUUCUUGUUCAAUUUAAAAAUCAACAAAUGAACUCUUAUAAAAAAAGCUACGGAAAUAUUUAUCUAAUAUAAUAACAUAUUGAGUUUAAUAAGGACCAAAAAAAACAUUAUUUCUUGAAGGUAUUUUCGGUUAAUAAAUAAUAAUUUAAUUAAGUAACAGUGACUCAACGAUUUCUGUUACCCCUUUCGUUCAGGCUAUUCUAAUUUCUAUAUAUAUAUAUUUAUUGCUUUGUUGGAUGGACGAGCUCACAGCCCACCUGAUGUUAAGUGGUUACUGGAGCCCAUGGACAUCUACAACGUAAAUGCGCCACCCACCUCGAGAUAUAAGUUCUAAGGUCUCAGUAUAGUUACAACGGCUGCCCCACCCUUUGAACCGAUAUAUUUGUAAUGUCAUGAGGUAAACUCUAAUGAGAUAUUAUUAUCUUACACUGUAAUUGUAGAGUAGAAGGAGGUGUUUAAUACAUGGACCACUGUGGUGCGUCAUUUAUGGUUUACGUCAUCACGUUACAAUAGCAAAAUUUCAAAAUAUAUAAAGAAAUUCCAAAAAGUAUUGCACUCACAUUUUAUAAUGAUCAUCUUUAAAUGCUUUUAGAUUGUUUUUUGUCACAUACCGCAAAUAUUAAUCUAAUAUAUCUGAAUUGUAAAAUAAUUAUAUUUUAUCAAUUUAUUGCGACCUACUUGUUAUAUUUCGAACAGUGUUUGGCACCGCAGUAAAAAGUUUAGUUGCAAAGCAACAGAGCUGUCAUUUAUAUUUUUAUAAUUUUUAAAUUUUGUUUCUAAAGUCAUUAUGGAAUAAACUGUCAGCCAUGAAAGUCGCAUCAUAAUUUUAUUUUAUUGUAAAAAUCUUCCUCCUCACAAAUAUAAAUAUCUAAAUAAGAAACCGUCCGCUACAUGGUCCAUCGAGCCGAGAUACCCAGGAAAUAAGGGAAGUGAUCAAAGUUUGAUAUUCAGGACAUAAUUUAGUGAUGUGUAACCCAUUACUCUGUUUUUUGUUUAGAUUAUUUAUAUUUAUCAUAUUACAAGCUGGGUUAACUAUGUGGUUUGUUUAAUGUGUUUUUGUUGGCAUUUUUUUGGUAAUAGUCUAUGUCUCUCACACUUGUAAAAUUAUUAUUUAAUUAUUAAUUAUAGGUGCGUAGAUAAGUGUGACUGUAUAGUUCAUUUUAGUUGUCAUUAUAGCUCAAUUUUUCAAUUAUAACUUCUAUCAAUGCCAGAUUAACUAGCCCGCUUCUGCCCAAAUACUUCCAAAAUGAGUGAGAAAGAUCAAAAAGAGCUAGUUAAAAAACGAGCUAGUCUAAAAGGCCGAUUGACUACAUUCCGAAAGUACAUCGAGGAAUUGAGCGGUACGUUGAAUCAGCAACAAGUAAAUGAAUUGCAAUUAAGAAUUGGUAAGAUCGAAUUAUUAUUUGAACAAUAUGACGUAGUACAAACUAAAAUAGAAUGCCUCGCUGACGAUUUCAGCUCGCAAAGCACAGAGAGAGAAGAUUUCGAAUCGAUUUAUUACAAAUCCCUUUCACAGGCUCAGGAGAUUCUUUCUCGUAAUUCUAAAUUGUUACAAACCGAUGCGCAUAGUUUUGAGAGUUGUUCUCAUGUGAGCAAUCAUCACCUGGUUAAAUUACCUACCAUUAACCUACCCAAAUUUAAUGGUUCAUAUAACAACUGGUUGGAAUUCCAUGACACCUUCAGUAGUCUUAUACAUUCGAACGAGGCGAUAGGAGAAAUUAAUAAAUUCCACUACCUCAGGGCCUCGCUAGAAGGCUCUGCUGCUGUACUACUUCAGGAGAUUCAGUUCUCUGCCAGCAACUAUUCUGUGGCGUGGAAGCUGUUAUGUGAGAGGUACGAUAAUAAGCGCCUAUUAAUUCAAACACAUGUUAAUAAUUUAUUUAAUAUAGACGCAAUAAAGAGUGAAUCUUCGUUUAAUUUAAGACGUUUCAUAGAUCAGCUGAAUAAAAGCCUGAGAGCUUUAGAGUCGCUAGGCGAACCGACUGAUCAUUGGGACACUCUUCUCAUCCACAUGAUGAGUCGUAAAAUCGAACAGAAGACGCUGCGUGAAUGGGAAGAGUGCAAAGGUCGUCUUGAUAAAGAAAAGCCCAUUUCUUUGUCCAUAUUUCUCGAUUUCAUUCGUAACCGGGCCGAUCUUUUAGAAACGAUGGAAUUUACUUGCCCUAACCUUCCUCACACACAAGUUCAGCCACCACAGUCGCCUAAAGGUCAGAAAAUUAAAACAUUAGUUUCUGUCUCCGGAACGCAGCCGUCGUCGAGUGGCGGCGCUAGUAUUAUUUCUGGUUCCGGUACAACAUCGUGCCCACACUGUAAGGGUGAGCAUUAUCUUUAUAAUUGCGAUAAAUUUCUGAGCCUUAAUAGUGAGCAGAGAUGGGAAUUAAUUCCUCAGCUCAAGGUGUGUUACAACUGCUUUCGUAGUGGUCAUUAUUCGAAUCGCUGCAGAAAAGGUGGUUGUACUUUAUGUAAGCGUAGGCAUAAUACGCUGCUGCACACCUCUUUUAAUAAUAAACAGAGAAUUAAUCAGCCCGCUCCUAGGCAUGACACUACGGCAAUCGCUUCCGCCAUCCAGCCUGAACCUCCUGGUAACCACGGCCUAACGUUAGCCACGUAUUCUGCCGCCGCACCUUCAGAGAUUAGUAAAAAUGGUAUAUUUGCGACGGCUCUCGUUAAAAUUGUCGAUAGUAAUGGUCACGAGCACAUCAUACGUGCUCUUCUGGAUUGUGCGAGUUCGUCUUGCAUCAUUAGUGAGAAAACUGGUCGCUUAUUGAAUGCCAAGUAUAUUAAUAUAGAUAAACCUAUUUUCGGCAUCGAUAAGACUAGAACUAACACUUCAAAAAUGUGUUGUUUCUUUCAGUUCACGCACUGAAAAUUAUUCCAAAUGUCUUCUUUGUUAUGUAUUGCCGUCCAUAACUGAUGACGUGCCUUGCCAUUCAUUUGAUGUUUCGCAUUUAAAUAUUCCCGCUAAUAUUAUUUUAGCUGAUCCCCAAUUUUAUAUGGCGUCAGAAAUUGACAUGAUAAUUGGAUCUAAUAUCUUUUGGGAUCUGCUCGGGACGCGAAAGAUCAAUCUGGGAGAUAACAUCUCUAUCCUCUGGGAAACUCGACUUGGCUGGUUGGUGGUUUCCGGGGAUCUAAGUGAUGGUCAUGGAUAUGCUCCCCUAAUGUGCAACUUUACAAAACUUACAGACAUUUCUCAAGAUCUUGAUCUCGGCGUUGAUGACACUCAGAACUUGCUGUCGCGGUUCUGGCAGCCGAAGGAAGUCGGCCUUAAGUCAUCAUACUCCGAGGAGGAACGAAAAUGUGAAGAACAUUUCGUUAAAAAUACGAAGCGUCUAGCUGAUGGUUGUUUUCGUGUGCGUGUACCCUUAAAACGAUCUGCGGACUGGUUAAGUGACGGACAACUCUAGUUACCUUGCCGUAAUGUCUUAAGCAGAUCGGCCUUAAAUGCAGUGACAAGAAGAUCUCAGAGAUCAUCAUUCACGACUUCUACGUGAAUGAUUUCCUCACGGGGUCUGACUCAUUUCAGGAGGCGUUGGACAUUAAGAAAAAGUUGCCGCCGCAGAGCUCGCCUGCGCCAGGAUGCCUCUGCGCAAGUGGAAGUCCAACGAUCCUCUACUCUGUCUUACUAGUGAUCCGUGCGACGAUAGUUCGUCCCUCAGUUUAAAUAUCGGAUCCCUUGAGUCGUGUAAGACAUUAGGCCUCAAUUGGCAGACAGCCACAGAUGAGUUUUCUUUCUCUGUCGAUUCGUGUGAAGCCUCGCCUUCUACGAAAUGCUCUAUGCUUUCUGUCACUGCACGCAUUUUUGAUCCCAUGGGGUUAGUUUCUCCCUGCAUCGUUCCUAUUAAAAUACUAUUGAAGCGGCUAUGGGUUCAUAAGGUUAUCAUGGGACGAACAGCUCCCAUUUGAAAUAGCCAAAAUUUGGGCUAAUUUAAUUAAAAGUCUUCCGCUUUUAAAUAAUUUACGCAUCCCUCGCCUUAUUGGUUGCGAGGCUUAUACUUACGUGGAUCUCCACAUGUUUACAGAUGUGUCGCAAAGCGCAUAUGGUGCUUGCCUUUACGUGCCAAGCGCGGACGUGUAUGGACGAAUCAAGGUCUCGUUACUUAUUGCCAAAAGUAAAGUAGCUCCAUUAAAGCUAACGACGAUCCCUCGGUUGGAGCUCUGCGGGGCUCUGGUAGGAGUGCGCCUCUAUGAGAAGGCUAUUGAUUCACUCCGGGUUCAGGUCAGGCAUACUACUUUUUGGACUGACUCGACGAUUGUGUUAGGCUGGCUUAAAAUGUUGCCUAGUAAAUUACAGCCUUUCGUUCGCAAUCGUACGGUGGAGAUCAUGGAGAAAACCGUGAACUGUACCUGGCGUCAUGUUCCCACUGAUGAAAACCCUGCUAAUCAUAUUUCUCGCGCCGUCGAAGUCGUAAAUUUGCAGGGUCUAGAUCUGUGGUGGUCAGGUCCUCAAUUUCUGCAGCAAGACUGCUCUCAGUGGCCUUCCAAUUCAGGCCGGUACAGCGACUCCAAACUCCCUGAAGUUCGUCCUGAAGUCUCGUUGCACCUUUCAGUUCCACGUGAUGAUUCAUUUAUUGAUUUCAGCCGAUUCUCAAACCUGUCUCGACUAAACCGUGCUGUAGCCUAUGCAUUGAGAUUCAUAAAUGUAUGCAGAAAGCUAUAUCCAUAAAUCAGUCAUUUAAGCUCUAAAGAGUUACAGAACGCUUUGAACUUGAUUAUUAGGAAAGCUCAGUCUGAUUCGUUUGUCGAAUACAAGCUCCUAACUCAGGGACAUUCGUUAUCUCCUAAAAAUCCCCUCAACAAGUUCAAUGUCUUUCUUGAUGACGCUCAAAUUAUGCGUGUUGGUGGCAAGUUUGGAAACGCGUCGGAGUUUUCGUAUGAGAAAAAAUAUCCUAUAAUCCUACAGUCCACUCACAUUCUCACAAAACUCGUAUUCAAGGCUGAACAUAUUAGGCUUAUGCACGCUGGACCCCAACUAUUAUUAGCUUCUAUAAGAGAAGUCCACUGGCCUAUUGGCGGUCGCAAUUUGGCCAAGACCACUUACCAUAAUUGUAUAAGAUGUAUUCGCAUGCGAGCACAAACAGUUACUCCUCUUAUGGGAAAUUUACCUGUGCACCGCCUCACUCCUGGUCGCCCGUUCGAGUGUGUAGGCAUCGACUACGCUGGACCCAUCUCGUCCGCUAACCGCCUUAGUCGAGGUUGUAGAAUCGUUAAGGUCUACAUCGCGAUUUUUGUAUGUUUCAAAACAAAGGCGAUCCAUAUCGAAUUAGUAGGUGAUUUAACCAGCAAUAGUUUUCUCUCUGCGCUACGCCGGUUUGUAUCGCGGAGAGGUAAGGCUACUCAUAUAUAUUCGGACAAUGGUACAUCAUUCGUCGGUGCGUAUAAAUAAAUCGGUACAUUCUUAAAAUCCAAUUGCAAUUCUUUGCCUGAUGCUUUGGUCGAAGAAGGUAUUAACUUCCACCUGUGUCCACCUUACUCUCCUCAUUUUGGGGGUCUUUGGGAGGCGGGGGUUAAAUCUAUUAAAUUCCAUAUGCACAGAGUAUUGGGAAAUUGUAAUUUAACUUAUGAGGAAUUGAUCACUGUCCUAACGCAAAUCGAAGCAAUAUUGAAUUCUCGGCCGCUGACUCCACUAUCAAGCGAUCCCGAUGACAUGAUGCCGCUUACUCCUGGGCAUUUUCUCAUUGGCCAGCCCCUUACUGCAAUGCCUGCUGCUGAGUACAAGGACUGCCGGCUAAGCAAUCUCACCAGGUUCCAGCGGUUAGAGCUUAUGCGACAACAUUUUUGGGCCAGAUGGUCAAAGGAAUACAUUAGUGAGCUGCAGCAAAGAACAAAAUGGCGCACCAAUCAGUCAUCGCUGAAGCUUCACAGCCUGGUUGUGGUGAAGGAAGACAAUCUCCCGCCACUUAAAUGUAGACUGGACCACAUAGUAGCUGUCUAUCCAGGGUCCGACGGAGUCAACCGGGUCGCAGACAUUCGUACCUCAAGCGGAGUCAUCAAGAGAUCUUUUAAUAAGAUUUGUCCCCUGAUUGCGGAUUAGUUUUGGGUUGAAAGGAAACCUUUCAACAUCCGGGGGCAUGUUUGGCACCGCAGUAAAAAGUUUAGUUGCAAAGCAACAGAGCUGUCAUUUAUAUUUUUAUAAUUUUUAAAUUUUGUUUCUAAAGUCAUUAUGGAAUAAACUGUCAGCCAUGAAAGUCGCAUCAUAA